UCAUGGAUCUCAUGGACAAGAGAGUGGUUCUGAUCACGGGCUGCUCUUCAGGGAUCGGCCUCAGCCUGGCAGUCCGACUGGCCUCUGACCCUCAGAAGUCGUACAAAGUUUACGCCACGAUGAGGAACCUGGCGAAGAAGGAGCGCCUCCUGGAGUGUGUCAAAGACCUUCACAAAGACACUCUGGACAUUCUCCAGAUGGACGUGACCGAGCGACGGUCCAUCCUGGAGGCCAAGGACAAAGUGGUGGAGAGGCGAGUGGACAUUUUGGUGUGUAAUGCUGGCGUGGGGUUGAUGGGACCUCUGGAGAUCCAGUCCCUGGACCAGAUGAAGCAGAUUCUCGAGGUCAAUCUCUUCGGCACCAUCCAGACCAUCCAAGCGUUCCUUCCUGAGAUGAAGGUCCGGGGUCAGGGUCGCAUCCUGGUCACUGGCAGCACAGGGGGUCUUCAUGGACUCCCUUUUAAUGAGGUUUACUGUGCCAGCAAGUUUGCGGUGGAGGGAGCUUGUGAGAGCCUGGCAGUCGUCCUCAAACACUUCAACAUCCACGUGAGUCUGAUCGAGUGUGGCCCGGUCAACACGGACUUCCUGGUCAACCUGCAGAAGGCGGAGCUGGGGGACACGCUGGUCCAGCAGGUGGACAGUCAAACCCUCAACCUGUAUGAGAAGUUCCUGCACCACAGCGACUCCAUCUUCCAAAACGCAGCACAGGACACUGAAGACAUUGUGAAGGUCUUUCUGGAUGCCAUCCAGUCGCCCAGCCCUGCGUUCAGGUACUUCACCAGCGGUGUGGUGCCGCCUCUUGCCAAACUCAAGAUCUCACAUCCGGAGGGAGACCAGUACAUCAGCACCAUGAGCGAGCUGGUGUUCUCAGGCCAGGGACAGGAGCACCGUGUCCUCUGCCCCACUAUGUCAUGCGACAGGCCAACGCUCUGAUUCCUGGAAUAAACUCUGACUCGCUUUUGUUGCUCCACAAAUCUUACAACUGGGGCUGUAAAUUCAUAUCCAAGGUGAAACUGCAUUAAAUCAGGUGGAAGUGACUCAGUAGUAAACUGCUGAAGUAAACAACAACUGGGAACAAAAAAAAACAAAACUGGUUGUGAAGAAUUCUCAAGACUGAAACACACAAACUUCCUUUAUGUUGCUAUGUUGUGAUGAAAAUGUGUUUAUUUCCAACAAUAUUUUAGUAUAAAUAAUCAAACCCUGUCUCCUUUGACAUGAAAGAUUAUGUCGAGCAGACAAAACAAGGUAGAAAUUCUCAUCAACUAAGUCCUGCUUUGAUUCAUAAUCCACUCACAUGAAUGUCUUCAUGUCUCCACUGAGCUGUUGUCUGAGGUCCGAUGCCGCCACACAGCGCCCACAGGUGUGAUACCAGAUACCUCCUGAACAUAAAUCAGUCGCUCAGUUUUGUGACAAUGGAGACCCACAUUAAAGUGAAGGUUUGCUUCUAAAUGCAAAUCUGAUUUUGGCUGUUGAUGCUGAAAGGAAAGAGGCAUCAUGCAAAUUACCAUUGACUGUAUUGAUAGAAAUGUUAAUGACUCUCACAGUGUGGGAGGCAGGAUGUGGCUCUGGCUCCUUUAGUCAUGUGACCGCAGCUGAAUUACCUGUAGUUAAACAGGAAUGUGGGACAUCCUAGAUUUUAU
Molecule: messenger RNA, 1639 nt
Organism: Synchiropus splendidus (mandarinfish)
Lineage: Eukaryota; Metazoa; Chordata; Actinopteri; Syngnathiformes; Callionymidae
Gene: hsd17b1
Product: hydroxysteroid (17-beta) dehydrogenase 1
Exons: 6
Coding region: 3-932 (309 amino acids)
Biological process (GO): estrogen biosynthetic process
Cellular component (GO): cytoplasm
Molecular function (GO): estradiol 17-beta-dehydrogenase [NAD(P)+] activity
Source: RefSeq, a predicted model, not a curated record